UUUUCUCGUUAAGGCCCGCCGGCCGUCAUCGAGGUAGAUAUUGUGGUGCGCAGUAUGGGACCAAUCUCCGAAGUUGACAUGACAUAUUCGAUGGAUUGCUACUUUCGUCAGUCAUGGGUAGACCGUCGUCUGGCCUUCCCCGGUGAUGAGAAAGACACCCUCGCUCUAAGCAUUUCCAUGCUUGCGAAAAUCUGGAAACCCGACACAUAUUUUUACAAUGGAAAACAAAGUUAUCUGCACACAAUAAACCCCAACAAAUUUGUGCGAUUGUUUAAAAAUGGACGUGUUCUAUAUUCAUCUCGAUUAACAAUAAAAGCUGGUUGUCCUAUGAAUCUCGAGGAUUUCCCGAUGGAUAUUCAACGAUGUCCAUUAAAAUUUGGUUCGUUCGGCUACACGUCGCGCGACGUCCUCUACAAAUGGAAUUCGGCGCGACAGGUGGCUAUCGCUGAAGACAUGAAAUUGUCCCAAUUCGAUCUCAUUGCUACUCCGGCCGGCAAUCACACCGACACCAUUGUCAACAAUGACGAUCGGAAACCCGGGCAACGAUCCACCAACACUUAUAUAACGGAGUAUUCCAUGUUGCUCGUAAGUUUCCAUUUGCAACGCCAUAUGGGUAACUUCCUGAUUCAAGUCUACGGGCCAUGUGUUCUGCUUGUCGUGCUGUCGUGGGUCUCCUUUUGGUUGAAUCGGGAAGCUACAGCCGACAGAGUAUCGCUUGGUAUAACUACCGUGUUAACAAUGACAUUUUUAGGCCUUGAGGCAAGGACAGAUUUGCCUAAAGUACCUUAUCCCACCGCAUUAGACUUCUUUGUGUUUUUAUCAUUCGGAUUUAUAUUUGCUACGAUUAUUCAGUUUGCAGUAGUUCAUUAUUUUACAAAAUACGGUUCAGGCGAGUGUUACUUCAGCUCGGAUCUUGAAGAUUCCAGUAGUGACGAAGACGACUGGAAACCGAUAGAAAAAAGAUUUUCGGAUCCUAAAGAUAUAAACGGUGCAAAUCGUCGAAAGUCAUCCGAAUCAAAACGUCCACAACUCCCUUUCCCAGCAUACACAGAUCCACAUUUCGUAGAAGUUAUCCCGUUGUCAGCCUGUGCCAUUCCAAUACCCUCCAGCCGGCGCUCGUCCCAAUGCUGGGCAACACUCCCCUGCUUGAAGCCCGCACCGCCUGAAGACCACCACACCGCGACGUACACGCAGCCAACAGUCACCGCCAUAAGCGGGCAGCGAUUAUCCUUCCAGGCGUCGAUGCGGCAUCGACCUCACCGAAGGAGACGCACGCCACGAUUCAACUCUGUGUCGAAAAUCGACCGCGCAUCACGCGUGGUCUUUCCACUGUUGUUCUUAACAAUAAAUUUAUUUUAUUGGUAUUCGUAUUUGUCACGAACGGAGAGGAUUCAACCAUUGAAACAUUAGAAGCAAUAUGAGAAUAUGAUAUGAGAUAGAAUGAGGUGCUUUUUGGGUUUGUUUCGAUUUUAUUAACAAAUAGUCAGUUUUUCUUGUAGACUCACAUAACAAACACUCUAAUUGCACCCGUGCAUGUUGACAACGACAUACACACACUCACAUAUGUAGAAAACGAUGUGAACCAAGUUGUUAUUUGAACAGAAAGCUGUAAAAUAUUUAAUUGUUAAACAAAAGAACAUAAUUGUAAAUAUAUCAUCUACCUAUAAGGAUA
Messenger RNA from Dalotia coriaria, 1672 nucleotides. RefSeq names its product Glycine receptor (gene Grd). Gene Ontology annotation, cellular component: plasma membrane; neuron projection; synapse. The record is from RefSeq and is a predicted model, not a curated record. Gene Ontology annotation, biological process: chloride transmembrane transport; signal transduction; chemical synaptic transmission. Gene Ontology annotation, molecular function: transmembrane signaling receptor activity; extracellular ligand-gated monoatomic ion channel activity; chloride channel activity. Lineage: Eukaryota; Metazoa; Arthropoda; Insecta; Coleoptera; Staphylinidae.